CAGUUUGAAUAUCAUUCAAGAAGAACGACCUACUACGUUAUUACAUAUCUCCCGGUUACGAGCCCGAUUUCCUCCUCAAUUCGGCUGAAUAUCGCACUAUUAUAACAUUAGCCAGGUAUCUUGGCUCCUAACAAAUCAAUUACGUCUGUUUAAACGGGUUUUGAUACGUUUUAUUUGAGAAAAUGGCAUUUACAAGUUUGCGACGAAGACCUCUAGAAUUUUUAGACGAGAGACUUGAGCAUGAAAACAGCGAUGUAUCAAUGGAAGAAAACGACAGUUUUAACGAAGAUAACUUCCUCAGGACAAAUAUAAAGACGCCUGAUAAUGCAGAUGAGCUCUGGGAUCCAGGUUUUUCAAGUCCACCAUCAAAUCGCCGUGCUUUCUUCGACGAUGACUCACCGACUAAAAUGGCCGAAGACGACAAAGAGAAUGCCGUAUUUUCGCCUCCUUCUAUUGUCGGUUUGAGACUCUUUGAUACUCCGCAUACUCCUAGAAGUCUCCUACAGCGGUCAAGUAUUUCCAGAAGCCCAGAACAUGUCCCCGAUAAUCGUAAAAUUUCCCGUCUUCGUCGUGGUUUGUUGGGUGGAAGAAAAGCCGAAACGGAACCUCGCAACUUGGGGGCGAAGUCCCGACUUACGGCGAAUGUGAAUCCGUUCACUCCCGAAUUAAGCAAUAGCUUAAAUGUAAAUAACAAAAGAACUCGGAAAGUCAGAGAGGGGCUGAUGAAUGAUGAUGAUGAUGACGAUGAAGGUGACAAUGGGCUGGUGGAUAGUGGCAUUUUUGGGAAUCCUGCAAAGAGACUUGCGCUGCACGAGAGUAACAUCUCUCGAUUCCACGAGGAGUUCAUUGAGCUGUGUACUGUUGGCUCUGGUCAAUUUGGCUCAGUCCACAAGUGUAUUAACAGGCUAGAUGGCUGUGUGUAUGCACUGAAAAGGUCUCUGAAACCAGUAGCAGGAUCAGUUGAUGAGCAAAAUGCCUUGCGUGAGGUUUAUGCUCAUGCUGUUCUUGGUACCCACCCACACGUUGUGAGGUAUUAUUCUGCAUGGGCAGAAGACAACCACAUGUUAAUACAGAAUGAAUACUGUGACGGAGGUAGUCUUGCUGACCGCAUUCAAAGUAACAACAAGCUAGGAGAGAGGUUGAGCGAAGCAGACCUCAAAAUGCUGCUUUUACAGCUUGCCCAGGGGCUAAAGUACAUUCACUCAUUACACCUGGUCCAUAUGGACAUUAAGCCAGGUAAUAUCUUUAUCAGUCAUAGCAAGGAUACAGAUCAUAGUUGUGAUGAAGGCUUUGAUGAUGAUGAAGCCAACAAGGAGAAAAAGAUGGUUGACUACAAAAUAGGUGACCUUGGUCAUGUAACAUCUGCCACUAGUCCAGAAGUUGAAGAGGGUGACUGCCGUUUCCUUCCCUGUGAGAUACUACAGGAAGACUAUAGCUGUCUGCCAAAGGCUGACAUUUUUGGGCUAGCUCUCACUGUUUACCUAGCGGGUGGCGGCUCUGAGUUACCAAAGAAUGGAAGCGAGUGGCAUGAGAUAAGAAAAGGAAAUCUUCCACCGCUGCCAAAUGUGUCUGCUGAAUUCAAUGCCUUGUUAAGACGUAUGAUUGACCCAGUGCCAAGCAAAAGACCAUCAGCAGUAGAAUUACUCCAAGACCCAGUGAUCUGCCCAACAGGAAACAAAUCCAAGAACCAAUUGAGGAAGGAAUUGAACAAUGAGAAAUUCAAGAAUGAAAUGCUGUCAAGAGAACUCAAGAGAGCACAGCAAGGCAUGUUAAACCAACAAUCCGGAGUGCCCAACUACCAACAGCGCAACUCGAGGGUGAUUGGCCACAAAGUUAAUAGAAGUAUGAGUCUUAGCGUAAUAAUGUAGUUAACAAAUAAAUAGAGGAAUUCAACCAUUAUCCAACGCACGCGAUCAAUUGCUUGUAAAGGCCUUCUGGACUUUUUUUUACCAAAUUAGUGUUGCCGUAGGGGCUUACACCUAACACUCACAAUUCAAUAGAGAUGGUAUAGCCUGACGUGGCUGAAAGAAAGCCAGUACCGUGAAACCUCCAUAUGACGGACACCUAUCAGGCGAACACCUCUAUAUAACGAUCCCUAUUUCCAACGCCCCUCUCAACCUAAAUAAAUAAAGCCUCAUUAAGGCGGACAACUUUAUAUAAAGACAUACAUUACAGUCCCGAAGGUGUUCGUUAUAUGGGGAUCCCACUGUACAAUAAUAUUCGAAAAAUCCUGAAGCAGUCACGAACCAAGCAUUUGGGGUAUUCUGUCUACAUAGCACUUCUCGCAUAAGAAUGAUAUCUCUGAAGAGCUCUGCAGCUAUUUAGCAUCGCUCUAUCGGAAGGGUUACCGUUGCUAAAAUUUAAUGGAUCGGUUCCAUAUUUAUAUAAUUCUAUAUUGAUCAGGUAAUUAGUACAAUAAGAAAGUGAUGCAUUUCAGUAAAUUCUUGAAAUAUUUUUCUGAUAUUGCAAAUAUAGUUUUAUAUGAUUGUAAAUAUUGUAAUAUAGAUCAAUUUUUACAUUUUAGGCUAACAAAUCACAUUUUUACUUAGAUUUAAUACUAGAUUGUCACAAAGCUAAUGCUUUUACUAAAAUAGUAUUGCCGGAACUGAACUGGGAUUAUUACAAUUUUAGUAAGAGGUCGCUUUGCGCCGAUCUAUUGUUGCUGUUUUCAUCGUUUCAUUAUAGAUUUUAAGAACUAUUUACUUUUACGUUAGAAUUUUGAAUAAAAAUUGUUUUUAUCUUUU
Messenger RNA from Nematostella vectensis (starlet sea anemone), 2744 nucleotides. Its product is annotated as wee1-like protein kinase 1-A. The record is from RefSeq and is a predicted model, not a curated record. Gene Ontology annotation, cellular component: nucleus. Bases 183 to 1868 code for a protein of 561 amino acids. The transcript is spliced from 13 exons. NCBI's taxonomy places the organism in Eukaryota, Metazoa, Cnidaria, Anthozoa, Actiniaria, Edwardsiidae. Gene Ontology annotation, biological process: mitotic cell cycle; protein phosphorylation. Gene Ontology annotation, molecular function: magnesium ion binding; non-membrane spanning protein tyrosine kinase activity; ATP binding.